Molecule: messenger RNA, 2397 nt
Organism: Hyla sarda
Lineage: Eukaryota; Metazoa; Chordata; Amphibia; Anura; Hylidae
Product: transmembrane protease serine 9-like
Exons: 11
Coding region: 1-2037 (678 amino acids)
Biological process (GO): proteolysis
Molecular function (GO): serine-type endopeptidase activity
Source: RefSeq, a predicted model, not a curated record
AUGGAGGAGAGUUUGAAUCUGGAGGUCUGCAACCUCAAAAAGGGACAUUGUAACCUGAAAGUCACGACUUUUAGUGACCAAGCUGCGGUGGACGCCAGUUCUGUCUGUGGUUCUCCAGUGGUCUCCGGGCGUAUAGUUGGCGGCACAGAUGCUCUGGAUGGAGAAUGGCCGUGGCAGGUCAGCCUGCUUUAUAACAUACAGGGGAAACUCUACCACAUAUGUGGAGGGUCCCUGAUCUCAUCCCAAUGGGUCAUGUCCGCUGCCCAUUGCUUUCAAAAUGAUGUUACCAUUUCACGCUAUUACGUGCUGCUGGGCGCCUACCAACUUCAACUCAAAAAUUUCAAUGAAGCCUUAUACAGUCUGUCAGAUGUUCGAAUUAGUACCCAGUAUAUAAAUUCAAAGGGCAUUCAAGGGGACAUCGCCCUGCUGAAGCUCUCUGUUCCCGUCACCUACACCAAUUACAUCAGGCCCAUCUGUCUGCCGUCAUCCUCCCUCAGCUUUCCUACUGGAAUGGACUGCUGGGUCUCCGGUUGGGGAGAUAUUGGCUAUAAUGGUGACUUGGCGUACCCGCUGACACUUCAGAAGGUGAUGGUCCCACUGAUCGACUACAAGACGUGUGACACAAUGUAUCACAUGAACUCAACGUACAGCAGUUUCCUUACCUUAGUCUAUAACACCAUGAGAUGUGCUGGAUAUGCGGCUGGAGGGAAGGGCUCCUGUCAGGGAGACUCCGGAGGUCCUCUUAUGUGUAAGGUCAAUGGAGUCUGGUACCAGGUUGGCAUUGUAAGCUGGGGAGAAGGAUGCGCCAAAUCCAACCGUCCUGGGGUGUACACCCUGGUAUCCGCUUAUCAGUCCCUGAUCCAGUCACUCAUACCAGGGCUGAUACCAACUACGACCACAACGACAUCAAAAAGCAGUGGUUACAUGAACAUGUCGCGUUAUGUGCUGACGCUUCUCCCAAUGGCGGCCUCAGUCAGCCCACUGUUUGCUCAGCUUGCUAGGUAUUACAACGUGAAAGCUUUUAUGGGCUCAUUCUGCAGUCAGACUGCUGGGAUUUGUAGUGCUCCAACUGGACAUAGUAAUGCAGUUGUUUAUGUCCUAGUUGGAUCUAAGGUCGACUCAACAGACCCAAAUAACUCUAACAGGAUCUAUGGGGGCACUGACGCCCAGGAAGGGGAGUGGCCAUGGCAAGUCAGCUUGCAAGCCGAUGGCUCCCAUUUUUGUGGGGGGUCGCUCAUCUCCAGUCAGUGGGUGUUGUCCGCUGCUCACUGUUUUGAAGGGAAUUUAGACCCCGCCUCCUACAAAGUCAAACUGGGCUUGUACAAUCUGAAUAGUCCGACCUCGUAUGAGAUCACCGCCAAUGUGGAGCAGAUUAUUCCUCAUCCCGAUUUUGUGAAGAUUAGAGACAAAGGGGACAUGGCGCUCAUAAAGUUGUCCAGCCCUGUAAGCCUCAACCAAUACAUCCAAACAAUCCGCCUACCGGACGAGUCCUCCAUCUUCUCCUGCGGCUACUACUGCUGGGUCACCGGUUGGGGGGCCACCGAGAAUGCCUCAUCUCCUUCUAAUGGCAUCCUCCAGAAGGUGUCCGUCCCCCUCAUUAACUAUAAGACAUGUGACCAGCUGUACCACGUGGAUUCACCCUACAAUGCCAGCACCGUCGUGAUCCAUGACUACGAAAUUUGUGCUGGGUUCGUUGAUGGAAAAAAGGAUUCUUGCCAAGGCGACUCUGGAGGACCUCUAGUAUGUAAUAUACAAAACGUCUGGUACCAGGCCGGCGUUGUGAGCUGGGGAGAAGACUGUGGCGUCCCCUUCCGUCCUGGAGUCUAUUCUCGUGUAGCGAUCUACCAGAACUGGAUUAAGCAGUAUGUGCCGGAUGUGGUGUUCUCAACUGUGCCGACCGUCCCUUCAACAAGAGCGGGCUGCUUCAACUACGUCUCCGACCCAGCAUCUUCUCCGCUCUGGGUUGGACAAGGAACCUUGGUCGUACUGACUUUUUCUGUGAUGUUCUGCACCUUGUGGUCCUCUUGGGCUUUAUAGGGUCAUGUGCUCCACAAGGUGUUGAUAUAACCAUCGCCAGUCACCUGAUAUGUAACCGAGUCACGAGAACAUGAAAGGAAUGAUGGCGGACCACCGUGAUUUAUGACCCUCCAUGAUUUAUUCAUCAUCGUGAUUUAUGACCCUCCAUGAUUUAUUCAUCUCCGUGAUUUACACCUUGUCAACAGCACAGUGAGCAACAAAGAGAAAAUAAUGGGGAAUAAUCUGCUAAAAGCUAACAAAGGGUUAAAUGAGCACCUGCCGAGUUAUAGCAAACAUUGUGCUUUAUUACCUUUUAUUACAUUUCUGCUAUGUGUAUUCUGCCUUUAUAUGUGAUCUUCUUAUAUAUUGUGUAAGUCUACA